Erigeron canadensis is the source of this 1275-nucleotide messenger RNA. RefSeq lists its product as uncharacterized. Bases 1 to 1275 code for a protein of 424 amino acids. The record is from RefSeq and is a predicted model, not a curated record. The transcript has a single exon. Lineage: Eukaryota; Viridiplantae; Streptophyta; Magnoliopsida; Asterales; Asteraceae.
AUGGCCCAUCUAGCCAAGGAAGCAAAGGCUCAUAACAACAACCAAGCGAACAAACCCUCAGGGUCUGUUAACACCCGCUUCCCGCAACUUGAAUGGAACCAAAAAAACAAUGAGGAUGCUAAGCCAAAGAACGAAAAACACAUGAUUCAACAUACAUGUGCAAACGUAGCCCUCUCCACGAUAAAAGUUCCAAACAUCACAUUUUCCAGUGAUGACCCAAUACCCGAACAUUGCACGGGCGAGGAACCCCUAAUCAUCAAGGCGAUUGUUGGUACCACACAAAUUCACCGAAUUUAUGUUGACGGAGGAAGUUCAGCUGAAAUCAUGUAUGAACAUUGCUUUGAACAACUCACUACAGAAGAAAAGGCAAUAAUGUUACCACCUACGGCACCACUUGUCGGAUUUUCUGGUCAAGUAUCAUGGCCCUUGGGCACGAUUAGCUUACCAGUUACCCUAUAUGAUUACCGUGGACGAAUGAGCAAGACAAUAAUAACCGAUUUCAUGAUUAUUAGAGCUCCUUCACCCUACAACAUCAUUUUAGGACGACCUGGAAUGAGGCAGCUUGGCGCAGUGGCAUCCCCCCUACAUUCAAUUAUGAAGUUCACCACAAAACAUGGAAUCGCCAUUAUUAUUGGCGAACGACUCCAACAACCCACUUGUAAUCAAAUCUCCAGAAAAAGAGAUCACCCGGAUUCCUCCAACGAUACACAGGACGUAGAAAAAAUAGUCAUCAAUGAGUCAUAUCCAGAACAGAAAGUUUCGAUAGCUGCAAACCUCCCAAGAACACUGAAGCAACAUCUCUGUGAAUUCUUGAGUUCCAACAAGGAUGUGUUUGCUUGGACGCCUUCUGAUAUGACAGGUGUGCCUCGAGAACUUGCAGAACAUAAGCUCAACGUUCACCCGCGAACAUUCCCGGUUUGGCAAAAGAAACGUGUUUUAGCAAAAGAAAGGAGUAAUGCAAUAACCACAAAAGUCAAAAAAUUAGUUGAGGCACGUAUUCUCAGGGCUAUAUUUUUUCCUAAAUGGGUAUCCAACCCCGUUAUGGUAAAAAAUAUAGAUGGCACAUGGCGAAUGUGCAUCGAUUUUACAAACUUGAACAAGGCUUGCCCAAAAGACAGCUACCUGUUACCAGAAAUAGAUCAAAAAAUAGAAUCUCUGGAAGGAUAUAAGCUGAAAUGUUUCCUCGAUGCCUAUAAAGGUUAUCAUCAGAUACGCAUGGCCAAGGAAGAUGAAGAGAAAACAUCUUUCCACACCGAACAUGGGACCUUUUUGUGA